Messenger RNA from Phlebotomus papatasi, 1475 nucleotides. RefSeq lists its product as uncharacterized. Gene Ontology annotation, molecular function: odorant binding; olfactory receptor activity. Bases 317 to 1456 code for a protein of 379 amino acids. Gene Ontology annotation, cellular component: plasma membrane. The record is from RefSeq and is a predicted model, not a curated record. Lineage: Eukaryota; Metazoa; Arthropoda; Insecta; Diptera; Psychodidae. The transcript has 3 exons. Gene Ontology annotation, biological process: sensory perception of smell; detection of chemical stimulus involved in sensory perception of smell.
UAAUAAUUAAAAAAAAAGUCUUCAUUGAUAUUUUUUUUUAAUUUAUAGCUGGACUUUUAAGGAUACCGCAUACAUUUUUCCUUAGUAUAACAAUUUCUUCCAGUACCUCUUUUCAAUCUUUUUCUUGGAAACAAUUUGAAUUAAAAUUUCAAAGCACUAUUUAGUAAUUUAUUAAAUAAUUUGAUGAUUGCGUAAAAUUGCCUUGGCAUAUUCACUUCUAAUCUGUAAGAAGGACUUCAGUUCAUCGAAGGAGCUCUAUCAAUAAGAAUCUCUAAAAUAAGCAUUGUCUUAAAAACGAAUAUAAAUAUUUUUCAAAAUGUUGGAAGAAAAUCAUGAAAAAUUGAAGAAAUUCGUGGUGUUUGUCUUCAAAGUAUGGAGAAGUGAAUUUUUGCCAGAUUGUAGAUGGAAAGUCCUUAAUGAUGUCAAAUUGUUUGUACAUCCGACACUCCUUGUAUCAGGACUAUUCUGUAUCCUGUGGCAUAUCUUUGUGCAAAUGGAAGAUUACAGCAAUCUCGUGGAGCUUGCUUUUAGCAUUGCCUUCGUUAUAUCCUUCUAUCAGGCUCUUGCUGUUUAUUUUACCGUCAUUCUGGGUAACAAGGAGGAAAUCUUUGAUAUUCUUGAGUACUUUGAUACUCUGAUAUAUUCCUCGAAGACGGAAAUUAUGAAUGUGAGACGGAAACAUCUCCAGGAGAACACAAAAAUUGCUCUCAAUGCCACAAAAAUUUUUUUGACUUUCAUCGCAAUCGGAGGUUCUGUCUUAACCACUUAUUGUCUGAUAGUCUCAGAAUUCCAUACUCCUAUGCUUUUUGAAAUUCCUGGAAUUCCCCCUAGCAGCAUAUUCUUCUAUCCAGUUAAUCUUAUCUAUCAAUAUGUAGUCUUUAUCUCAUUGCUGGAGAACAUAAUGACUGCUGAUGCCUUGAUUAUGGUUACGAUUAUGUAUUUUCGUGGGGAAUUCUGUGCCCUGGGUGAGUUUAUUAACCAAUUGGGCGAUGAGCCUUCGACAAAGGACCUCAUCAGAAACCUUUACAAAGACCACAGGACUCUCCUUCUAAAAGUUAGGCAACUUAUAUCGUCCUAUUGGCAUUUGUACUUUCACAAACUCCUCGCAAUUACCCUCUAUCUCAUCUGUAUGUACUUCGUCUUUGAGGACUUUAAUUCCUCAAUGGUCGCAGGGACAUUUGUCGUAGUCGCAAUGAUCACUCAAGCCUUCAUCCUCUGCUUCUUCAGUCAAUUGCUAGAAAACAGUUCCGAGAGCAUCUUCCGGGCUCUCUAUCUCACUAAAUGGUACGACAUGGACCUCAAGGAACAGAAAAAUGUCCUCUUGCUCAUGAUAAUCUUCAAGAACUCAAUUAAAGUUGAUACAUUUGGCUUUGGAGAAAUUUCCAUCUAUACCUUUGUUCAGAUUUGCAAAGCUGCCGGAUCUUAUGCCAUGGUUAUGUACACGGUGCUCAAUUAAAAGUCAUUUCAUUAACUGG